GCUGCAACGUCACUUUUGAUUGGGGGAUUUACGUCGGGGAUUUACAUCGUUUGUCGUGUUAACAUUUCUGGAGUUCGGAAUCAUCUUUUGUGUGGUGUUUUUAUCUGUGUGUGUGAUAGAGAGAGUUUCUGCGUACGACGGUUCAUGUUGGAGUUCACGUUCCGUGCACAACCGAGAAUUGUGAAAUAACAAGGUGAAGCAUCGAAAAAGAGACAUGAUGAACAACAACUUCUUUGCCUCCGAUAAAGAGGAAUGUUUUGAGGAUGAGCAGGAAGAGGUGAAGCCGAACAAGGCACCGGAUGGGGGAUGGGGCUUGGUGAUUGUGUGCGGGGCCUUUGUUGUCACACUGUUUAUGGCAGGUCUGCCUGCAUGCUUCAUAGGACUGAUAGAAGAGAUGCAGGAGGAUUUUCCUGUUCCAUACUUGUUGUACGCGCCACUUGUGAUGGACGCUUUCAUUUUUUUGUCAGGGCCCCUUGCCAGCUUCCUGAUACACAAGUUUGGGAAUAAAAUAACAACGUUUGUGGGAGGUGUCCUCGCCUUCCUGGGAACUCUAGUCAGCUCGCUGGUACCCCACCCUGCGCUCAUUGUGGUCUUCUUUGGUGCAAUAGGAGGGACUGGGCUUGGCAUAGCCUAUCUUCCAUCGAAGGUUAUCAUCGCCCAGUGGUUCCAACACAAGCGAGCCUUGGCCACAGGCUUUGCAGUCAUGGGCGUUGGUGUCGGAUACCUUGUGUUCAACUCAAUGGUGAAACAACUUCUAAUGUCAUGGAACUGGAAACACAUUGUAGCCAUCAUGGCUGCAGUAUCCUUGCACAUUUGUGCGUCCGCACUGCUGUAUAGGUCGUUAAAGCAAUUGAAACGUGGUGUGAUUCAACAUGGUGUCAUGAUGAAAGCCUUAAUUGCAAAGAAAGAGAAACAGAGAAUGUAUGGCUUCAGUUCAAUGAGCCUGAACAAAUCAAAUAACUCUUUGAUCGUCCCUCAAGGGCCACAGCGACAACUAUCGCAACUAUCGCUUUCCUCAGUGCAGUCGGUCAUUACGCCUAAACCAGCAUCGCCCGAACCCCUUCGACCCUUGCAGCUUCAACAACAACUACAGCAAGAGCAGCAUGCCGUUACUGACAGUGGGUGCGGAAGUCUGGAGAAUUCGCCGAAACUUCUUAACCUCAUCGAGCAUGUAAAACAUAAUGUGCCCGCUUUGGACAUGGCAAGUAAUUCGCCACAAAUAUAUGGGAGUGUGCGGAGCAGUGUUGUCCCUUUCGGGAGCAGCAUGAAAAGCGUGAACACUCAAGUGCCGACUAUUUCGAACUCGAGCUCUGGGCAGAUUAGCGUGAUGUCCAGUGCCAAUGGCGAACAGUUUCUGGACAUUGUGGGGGUGGAGGAGGUAUCCAAGUACAAAUUGGUGCGAAUAUUGUGCAAGACAUUUGAAUUUAAGAUGCUCACAAAUGUGUCCUUCUGGUUGCUGAUUGUUUCCUACGUAUUAACUAUCUUUGGCUACGUCAUGCAGUUCUACCACCUGCCCAAGCACGGCACCAGCCUUGGUCUCACAGAAGAGAAAUACAAGUACCUGAUCACGAUAUUCUGGGUGACGAGCAUGAUUAGCCGGCCGGUGAUUGGCUUCAUAGCGGACCGGCCUGUCGUGAACCCUGUCUACUUUAACAGCUUCAUGGUGACCAUCGCAGGCAUCGUGUCGCUAUGCAGCUCCCUUUUCACGGAUUCACUGGAGCUCUACGCAGUCCUCUUUGGGCUUUUCUCAGCGUCAUUCUUCACCCUGCAGUCUAUCAUUCUGAUGCAGCUGUAUGACAAAGACAAGCUGGUGUCCAGUCUCGGAUUACUCGAGUUCUUUCAAGGCAUUGCCGUCUGUGCCAGCCAUGUCAUCAGUCAUGUGCUGACCAGCCAAGUGGCUCUGAUGGCAAUGGGAGGAGCCAUGUUCGUGGGCGGCCUGGUUGGGUUCACCGUCCCUCGGGCGCGCGCCAUGGAGACGCGCCGGGAGUAUUCUCCGGAGAUGGACCGCCUUGAAGGUAUCCCCGAGGAGGAAGUGGUGCAUUGUGAGAGUUCCAUAUUACUAGAUGACUGGGAUGGUACCGGGGAACAGGUUUAAGCUACUUGGGCAUUGGGGAAAGUGAAAAGAAGGCAGGAGUCAAGUUAUACGUGACGUUAUACAUGCUGACCACAUGUGAAAUACUUUAUGUUGUUUCCUAGAGAGCCAAAAUGUGUGAACUCUGACUUUAUUGUAAUAGUUUGGUUAAAAAGAGCAAUCUUUGACGGGCACAUGUACUGAAUAACUGCCAUGCAGUUGAACGUGGUGUAUUUGUGGAGGUCAAAGAUUACAAUGCUCUGAUCACAUUGAUUUGAUAAUGGAAAGAGAAACCACACACAACACCAUUGUGUUGACUUAUUACUAGAAUGACUUAGAUGAUGCUGUGUAACCCAACGAUGUGACACCUAGAGAACCAGUACUGAUAAAAAAGUAUUCUGUACAAAGGCUUGGUGUAUUGAGGAAUAAUGAUGAGGGGUGUCAAAAUGAAUGAUAUCACACGUAUCUGGUUUGACGGAUCACCACAUGAAGUUGAUUCUAAUGGCUGAGGACUAUUGGAUACUGGCUGUUGUGUACUCAUCGUGUACUUUGUUCAAAAACAGACUCUAAGCUGCUAUGAAAGUGACUGUUUUAAAAGAUGUGUUAUAGAUGGAUAGAUUGCUAGCCAUAUAUAGUGCAUUUUACUCAUUUCAACAGUCAUUUUGUAAGAAACAAAGAGAUUAAAACAAAAUAACAAACAUACAAAUAAUUGAAAGAGCAACACACGGUUGACAGCUUAAUGUGUGCUUGGACCAUAUCUCCUCAUGAAAAUAUGUUUAUCAAAAAACAUGUGGCAGGCCAGAAAAGUUACAUCAGAGAGCUGUAUUAUGUGGCCUUCACAAUUUGGCCAAUUCUAGCUGCUGAGUGACAGAGAAUUUGUCAUCCGGUGUGAGAAAUACUAUUGCAAUCAAGGUCUAGACAAAUCUGAUUGAAAAUUGUUGAAUUGGUUAGUGUAUUCACGCAAAUAUUUUUGUAUUAGAUGAAAAACGUAGAUUCAGUUGUAAGUUCAGAAUUUCGUCCAGGGAUCCUUGUCUGACCAUGGUACAAAAUAAUAAAAGUGUAAACUAUAA
Molecule: messenger RNA, 3141 nt
Organism: Dreissena polymorpha
Lineage: Eukaryota; Metazoa; Mollusca; Bivalvia; Myida; Dreissenidae
Exons: 8
Coding region: 215-2095 (626 amino acids)
Biological process (GO): transmembrane transport; monocarboxylic acid transport
Molecular function (GO): monocarboxylic acid transmembrane transporter activity
Source: RefSeq, a predicted model, not a curated record